Molecule: messenger RNA, 327 nt
Organism: Otolemur garnettii (small-eared galago)
Lineage: Eukaryota; Metazoa; Chordata; Mammalia; Primates; Galagidae
Gene: GCSAML
Product: germinal center associated signaling and motility like
Exons: 4
Coding region: 1-327 (108 amino acids)
Biological process (GO): regulation of lymphocyte migration; regulation of B cell receptor signaling pathway
Source: RefSeq, a predicted model, not a curated record
AUGAUGGCAGAGACAUAUUUACGGACUUUUGCCACUUACUAUGAAACAGACACAGGAAAAAGCUUUCAAGAAAUUUCAUCUACUUCUAAUCAGGAGACUGGCAGUGGUUCUGAAGAAGUGUGCUACACUGUCAUUAAUCACAUCCCCCAUCAGAAGCCCUCCCUGACCUCCCAUGAUGGUGAUUAUGAGAACAUUGACUCCAUCACAAGGAGAGUGAGAUUGCUUAGAGAAGGAUCAGAAACAGAAUAUGCCCUUGUUAGGACGUCUGUUACUAGGGCUUCUUCUGGCACCCAGGAGCAUGAUUAUGAACUUGUGUUUCCACACUAA